AUGGAAGCAGGGAAAUUCUUAGGGUUCAUGAUAACACAAAGAGAGGUGGAGGGCAACCCAGACAAAUGCGAAGCCGUCCUUAAAAUGGCAAGCCAUGGGUGCGUCAAGGAUGUGCAACGACUCACCGGGAAACUUACGGCUCUAUCCCGGUUCCUCGGUGCCUCGGCAGAAAAGGCCAUCCCAUUCUUCAACCUAAUGAAGAAGGGGAUCACCUUCGAGUGGACCCCAGCGUGUGAAGAAGCGUUCGGCCACUUCAAAAAGAUACUCUCAGACCCUCCCGUACUCAGUAAGCCUAAAGAAGGGGAGCCCCUGUACUUAUACCUAGCUGUAACCACACAAGCAAUGGCGACAGUCCUUGUCCGAGAAAAAGACAAGACUCAACGCCCAAUAUACUUCAUCAGCAAAGUACUCCAAGGAGCGGAGUUAAAGUACACCAAGUUGGAAAAAUUGGCCUACGCCCUAUUGACCUCAUCCAGAAGACUAAAGCAGUACUUCCAAGGGCACGUGAUCAUCCUGAGAACCGACCAAGCCAUUCGGCAAGUCCUCCAGAAACCUGACCUCGCGGGAAGAAUGAUGGCAUGGGCGAUAGAGCUGUCCCAAUAUGACUUACAAUACAAACCUAGGCAGGCAAUUAAAGCCCAAGCCAUGGCAGAUUUUCUGGUAGAAGUCACAGGGGAGGCCCCCGACAUACCGAACACAUGGUGGAAGCUCUACGUUUACGGAGCAUCCAACCAAACAUUCGGAGGGGCUGGAAUCAUUCUUGAAAACUCGACAGGAGUAGCUUAUGAACAAUCGAUCAAGUUCGAUUUUCCAGUCUCCAAUAACCAGGCAGAGUACGAGGCCUUGAUAGGAGGGUUAAUGUUAGCCAAAGAGGUUGGAGUGUCGAGGGUGGAAGUUAGUAGUGACUCCCAGAACGUCACCUCUCAAAUAAACGGCAGCUACCAAGCCAGGGACGCACUACUGGAAAAAUACCUGGAAAAAGUAAAGGAGCUAUGCAAAGGCUUUGAGGAAGUCAUAAUUCAGCAUGUCCCUAGAAAAAGGAAUGCCCGAGCCGACCUCGUCUCCAAGCUAGCAAGCACCAAACCUGGGGCAGAGAACAAAUCCUUAAUCCAGGGACUGGCAACCGAACCAGCAAUCAUCUUAUGCGCAAGCCAAACUCCAAGCUCCCUCUCAUGGAUAGACCCUAUCUUCCGAUACCUGGAGCACGGAGAAACGUCCCUAGACGAGAAAGAGGCACGGGCCAUAAAGAGGGAAGCUCCCAAAUACGUGAUCAUACAGGGGCAAUUAUACAACCGAGGACUCCACCAACCCCUACUCAAAUGCCUACGCCCCGACCAGACGGACUACAUCCUAAGCAAAGUCCACAAGGGGUGCUGUGGCCACCAUAUUGGAGGAAAGUCGCUAGCAAGAAAAAUCAUCCGAGCAGGAUAUUACUGGCCCACAAUGAUGACGGACGCCCAGGAGUUCAUCAGAAAAUGCAAAAAAUGCCAGAAAAAUGCUAACUUCCACAAAGCACCACCCAAAGAACUCAACCCGAUGAUGGCCCCCCGACCUUUCGCCCAAUGGGGAAUUGACCUCUUAGAACCGUUCCCCCCUGGGCCUAAGCAAGUGAAAUACUUGAUAGUAGUCAUAGACUACUACACUAAAUGGGUAGAAGCAGAAUCAUUAGCUCGCAUAUCUUCAGCGAAUUGCCAAAAAUUUAUGUGGAGGCAAGUGGUCACCAGGUUUGGAAUCCCAGAAAUCGUCAUGUCGGGCAACGGGACACAAUCCACUGACAAGAAGUUCAAAGGAUUCCUAGCAGGGCUGGAAAUCAAGCAAAGAUUCUCCUCAGUCGAACAUCCCCAAACCAACGGCCAGGUGGAGGCAGCUAACAAAGUUAUCCUGAAAGGGCUAAAGAAGCGACUUGAGGGGAAAAAAGGCUCAUGGGCAGAUGAGUUAGCUUCAGUCCUAUGGUCUUACAAGACCCACCCCCCAAUCAUCCACCGUUGA
Messenger RNA from Arachis ipaensis, 1989 nucleotides. The record is from RefSeq and is a predicted model, not a curated record. NCBI's taxonomy places the organism in Eukaryota, Viridiplantae, Streptophyta, Magnoliopsida, Fabales, Fabaceae.